Molecule: messenger RNA, 774 nt
Organism: Penicillium cinerascens
Lineage: Eukaryota; Fungi; Ascomycota; Eurotiomycetes; Eurotiales; Aspergillaceae
Product: MMtag domain-containing protein
Exons: 2
Coding region: 1-774 (257 amino acids)
Source: RefSeq, a predicted model, not a curated record
AUGGAUCUUGUCGCUGGCGUACGCAAAGAAGGCAGCCGUGGUGGCCGCACGGAGUUCAAAUGGUCCGACGUCAAGGACUCGUCCCAUCGCGAGAACUAUCUCGGCCACUCGCUGAUGGCCCCGGUAGGACGAUGGCAGCAAGGAAAGGAUCUCUCGUGGUACGCCAAAGGCGACGAAGAUGACGCAGAGGCGCAAGCUCUCAAGCAGCGCGAAGAGAUCCAGCGAGUCAAGGAUGCCGAAGAAGAAGCCAUGGCCAUCGCCCUAGGCCUACCUCUCCCUGCAAAGGCGGAGACAAAUGCCAACCUGAUUCCCUUGGGAGUCAAGGACACAACGAAAGCGGAUGAGGACAUUUCGAGUGCUAAGGAUACGAAGAGGGAUGGGCGCUCAAGCCGGAGGCACGGGCGUGAUCGUAGUCGCAGUCCUCGCCGAGAGAGACAGGAUCGCAGUGACGACCGAGGCCGGGAUAGAGAGAGCAGGCAUCGCCGACAUGAUGAUGAUCGGGAUCGGGACAGGGACCGCCAUCACCGAAGCCACCACCACCGCUCACGGGACCGAGAUCACCGACGGAGACGAUCUAAAUCGCGUGACCCCGACGAGUGGCGACCUUCUAUGGACAAGGGGAACAACGAGCGCAGAGACGACAAGCGGAGGCACGACGACCGCCGAGGUGGCGAACGCAGUCAUCGUCGGCCCGACCGCACCGACUCACCAAGUGAGCGCCGGCGAGAUCCUGAACGUCGCAGAGACCGAGAAGACCACGACCGCCGGCAUUGA